Messenger RNA from Papaver somniferum (opium poppy), 802 nucleotides. RefSeq lists its product as uncharacterized. NCBI's taxonomy places the organism in Eukaryota, Viridiplantae, Streptophyta, Magnoliopsida, Ranunculales, Papaveraceae. Bases 53 to 583 code for a protein of 176 amino acids. The transcript has 5 exons. The record is from RefSeq and is a predicted model, not a curated record.
UUCUAGGGCAUAGUUUCCCCCAAAUCUGUGAAAACGAUUCCGAGCGGCGAAAAUGGCGAUCGAAGUAGCAAACGUCAGAUCGAACGGUGUAAUGGUUUCAGAAGAAGAAGAAACAACUAAAGUUGUUGUUCCAACCAAAAUUGAGGAAGCAGGAAGGAAAUAUUGCUGUGCUACUUGCUUUAAUUCAUAUGGACGAGUAACACAUGUUGCUCUUGAAAAGAGAGUCACUUUGAAGCUCAAUUCUAUUCUCUCUGGCCAGAAGGGACCCAAGGGCCAACGUUAUUACUGUAAUCCUUAUGGGAUCAAUUUGAAUCAAGUGGAAGCAGGAUUGUUAGAUCAUCCCGCGCGUAUCAGGAAGUUUGACACUCUAUGCAACUUUUGUGGUGAAACAGUGGGAUGGCACUAUACUGCCCGGAGAGACGAAUUCCGUUCACAAUUAUACUGGAGUGAGACAUACAUGGACAGGGAAAAGGUUGUUCUCUUAGAUGAAGAAGAAGAGAAUGUAAUAGCAAGCGGUUAUAAGGAUGACUCUGAGAUAGCGAGAAUGACCUACUUGAUGGCCGCGAACAAAGUGGAGGCUUAGGGACUAAAACGGGCUUAAUGAAAUGUAUUGGGAUGUUGAUAACUUGUUGAAUUUAAAGCUGUUAUGGUUAGUUUAUAUAUAAACGGAUUAGACUGUCUGAGGAAGAAUAUCUCUUCUUUGUACUUGAUUGUGGUGUAACUCGGGUUAUAAGUUUAGUAUUGAUUGUCGACGCGAGGCGCACUUUUCAAUUUAUCAACAACUUCUUCGGAUUUGGCUUCA